UAGACUUAAGUAGGGAGAAGUUUGCGCUCAGCUUCACUGCUGGGCGAGCGGAGCAAGUCUCCGGGAAGGCAAGCCAGCCCCCCGGACGCCAGUGGGCUGCUCCCGCGGCUCGGGACCUGCCCGGGUUGCGGAGGUGCGCCCCUUAUUACCUCGCCCUGAGGCUGGCGGCUCCUGCCCGGGAGAUGAGCGCUGCACCUUGACUUCGAGUCCCCGGAGCCACCCUCUGUGGACGCCUCUUCUGAGCUGUGCCCAGCCGCUUUGGGAGAGAAUUCCAGGACAAAGAGAGAUCUUCAAACAUCAAAAUGGGGUUCAAAUACACGCGCCGAUUCUUUGCACUGUUCAUUCUUCUAAAUCAUCCAACCCCGAUUCUUCCCACUUCAAAUGAGACCAACCCAACACAACAGCCUGAGCCAUAUCUGUACGCCGUGGGACGAAAGAAGCUGAUGGAUGCACAGUACAGAUGCUAUGAGCGGAUGCAGCAGUUGGCUCCAUACCAAGAAAAAGGUCCAUACUGCAAUCGCACCUGGGAUGGAUGGCUGUGCUGGGAUGACACACCAGCUGGAGUUAUGUCCUAUCAGUUGUGCCCAGAUUAUUUUCCGGAUUUUGAUCCCACAGAAAGGGUUACAAAAUGGUGUGAUGAGAAAGGUGUUUGGUUUAAACAUCCUGAGAACAACCGAACCUGGUCCAACUACACUCUGUGCAACGCUUUCACUUCUGAGAAACUGCAGAAUGCGUACGCUCUGUACUACUUGGCUAUCGUGGGUCAUUCUGUGUCGAUUUUCACCUUAGUGAUUUCCCUGGGGAUUUUCAUGCUAUUCAGGAGCCUUGGCUGCCAAAGGGUGACUCUGCACAAGAACAUGUUUCUAACUUACAUUCUAAAUUCUAUGAUCAUCAUUGUCCACCUGGUUGAAGUAGUGCCCGAUGGAGACCUUGUGCGAAGGGACCCGUUGGAAUUGUGCGUACCCCAAUCUUCUGCUUGCUCUGGCAUUGUUUUCUUAACACUUCCAAAGUGCUUCCUUUGCCAAUAUCCGGAUCAUCUUCCGAUGUAUUUAUCUCAGGUGAGCUGCAAGAUUCUGCAUUUCUUCCACCAAUACAUGAUGUCCUGCAACUAUUUCUGGAUGCUCUGCGAGGGGAUCUAUCUUCAUACUCUGAUUGUGGUGUCUGUGUUCACCGAGGGGCAGCGCCUGCUGUGGUAUUAUCUCUUGGGCUGGGGGUUCCCACUGUUGCCAACCAUCAUCCAUGCCAUUACUCGGACCCUGUACUUCAAUGACAACUGCUGGCUGAGUGUGGACACGCAUUUGCUUUACAUCAUCCAUGGCCCUGUUAUGGCGGCAUUGGUGAUCAACUUCUUCUUCCUGCUGAACAUCGUCCGGGUGCUGGUGACCAAAAUGAGGGAAACCCAUGAGGCAGAAUCGUACCUGUACCUGAAGGCUGUGAAGGCUACCUUGAUCCUGGUGCCCCUGCUGGGAAUCCAGUUUGUGGUCUUUCCCUGGAGGCCUUCCAACAAGGUGCUUGGGAAGAUAUACGAUUACCUCAUGCAUUCUCUGAUCCACUUCCAGGGAUUCUUCGUCGCAACUAUCUACUGCUUCUGCAACAAUCAGGUUCAGACCACUCUGAAGCGCCAGUGGGCGCAAUUUAAGAUCCAGUGGCUCCAGCGCGGGGGGCGCCGCCGCGCCCCCAGACGCUCGGCUGCUCGGUUGGCAGCGGCAGCGGCUGCUGAGGUUGAAGAGAUCCCGGUUUACAUCUGCCAUCGGGAGCCCAGGAACACGCCGAUCAACAACCUGGGCGACGAUGACGAGGGUGCGGAGAUCAUCCCUUUGAACGACAUUGAGCAAGAGACAUCCGCUUGAAUGUGAAGCAGACACCGCAUCGUGAUUACUGAGCCUUCAUUUCCUGGGGGGAAAGAUAGAUUAUGCUUUUUAAGUGAUUCCCAUACCCCCAGGCGCUGAGCAUAUCAUUCGUGAAGAAUUAUUAAGUGAAUUUGUCCAUUGUAAAUCUGGAGAAAGUUAUUCUUGGUACUAUUGCUUUGGGAGACAGUCUAGGAAUGGAGUCUCCCACUGCAACUUGUGAACUCCAUCAUUCAUCCACCGCUGAGAUGCAGUUAGCAUAGUAAUGCAAGCAAAGUAUCCAAGAAAAACCUUAAAUUAAAUUGACCUAGUUCAGAUACAGGGUGCUCCUUGUUGAUCUUGAGCCAUUUAUACCUUUUAAAAUUCAAAUCCCUUAUCAAUACCUUUUUCUUUUUAAGUCUAGAUUUUGAAUUAGAAUAUUUCUGUAUUUAUGUAAGGAUCUUAUUUUUAAUUUUUUUAAUUUCAAUCAAUUCUGAUGUUACUCAGAUAUUUUAGCAUCCAUACGAUGUAAACUGCACAAAUUACAGGACCUCUGCAGGCAAAGUGGCUACCAGAAACGUGACUGGGUAUGCAGGAAGAUGCACUCCUUUGAAUGAAAAAGAAAUUUAGAGUCAAUUUUCUGGAAAUGUUAUAUGCUCAGCGUGAUUUCGGAUAAUCCUGUCCCCUGAGCAGGCCUUAACUGCUGUAAGGAAUUGGACUUAAUGUUGAAUGUGCUUUGGUCGCUGAUAUUUAUAAAUUGGGAGGUCACAAAGAAUCCAUCACUAAAUUUUUCACAAAACUGCCAAAAAUAUGAUUCUUAAUGGAAGAGAAUACUCUCUUUAAAGAGAGUUUUCUGCUUUCUAAAAUCCUAGAUUUAUAAAGCAAUUCACUCCGAGGUUUAUAAAGCAGAUUACCUCUUGCCCUUGGGUGCUAUCUAGCAGUAAAAGAUAAAUUUGUUGAAGACUAGUAAUUAAAAGACUCCAUAUAAGUCCAUUAACUGCCUUUCACCCAGCUUCAAAGCUUAACAACAUCUUGGUCUUUUCCAGGAAGAUUCAGUAGGGCUAAUUAGAAAUCAGUUUGUAGUUGACCUCUUGUUUGCUGCUAUUAGCAAAACAGGGAGAAAAAAAAGUUACUACUACAAGUUUAACAUGUUUUAAUUCAUGUUUAAAAAAAAACUACAAUUUACUUAUUAUAUUCCCACAUUUCUCUUUACUUCCCAGUAUAAGAUCUUCAAAAAUCCUUGACUAAACCACUAUCAUUACUGGCAUCUGAAGUUAAUUUAUGAGUUUGCAACUUAAUCUGAGUUACCAUUAUUUAGUUUGCAUGAUGUUAAAGGAAGAUAGAGAUUGAAACCCUCCAAAUCCAAGUCUCAUCAAUGUCAUCUUAGAUUUAAUUGUGGAAAGAAAAUAAACUUAUUUAUUCUGAUUACAUAUUUAGUGCACCCAGAAAAAAUUAUAUUUAUCAAAUGAAAAUUUAUUUUGGAUACUAAAGUAGAUUAAGUCUCCUUUACUUGACUGUAAGGGAGGAGUUGAAAGAGAGUAUUUUUCCAAUCACAGUGUUAUGUAGUAACAUUCCUAUUUUUGUUUACAAACAUGGAAAACAGAGUAUUUCUGGCAGCUCUCGUACAAAUGUGAUAAUAUAUUGCUAAAAUAUUUUAGAUGUAAUUUGCUAAUACAGUACGGGCUGAUGACAACAAAAUAGCUUAUAAUAGAAUUGCAUAUAGUUUUGCUAAAAUUAUGUGAAAUGCUUAUGCUAUGUAUAUCU
Messenger RNA from Nycticebus coucang (slow loris), 3590 nucleotides. It is a transcript of the gene CALCR, whose product is annotated as calcitonin receptor. Gene Ontology annotation, cellular component: plasma membrane; axon. NCBI's taxonomy places the organism in Eukaryota, Metazoa, Chordata, Mammalia, Primates, Lorisidae. Gene Ontology annotation, molecular function: calcitonin receptor activity; amylin receptor activity. The coding region runs from base 303 to 1850 and encodes 515 amino acids. The transcript has 15 exons. Gene Ontology annotation, biological process: positive regulation of cytosolic calcium ion concentration; cell surface receptor signaling pathway; adenylate cyclase-activating G protein-coupled receptor signaling pathway. The record is from RefSeq and is a predicted model, not a curated record.